Molecule: messenger RNA, 1823 nt
Organism: Hordeum vulgare subsp. vulgare (domesticated barley)
Lineage: Eukaryota; Viridiplantae; Streptophyta; Magnoliopsida; Poales; Poaceae
Product: serine carboxypeptidase-like 34
Exons: 8
Coding region: 257-1702 (481 amino acids)
Biological process (GO): proteolysis
Cellular component (GO): vacuole
Molecular function (GO): serine-type carboxypeptidase activity
Source: RefSeq, a predicted model, not a curated record
CGGAUCAGCUCCUCACAAGGAAUCCAUCAUCUCAUCGCAUUUGAUCAGUACUCGAUGGUUAAUGCCCGUAUCUUAAUAAGGCGGCAAUUGAAUUACUCCUUCAUUACAGACAAUCAUGACGCGACGACAGCACGCUCCCGCCAUUAAUCAGCGAGCUGUCCUCCUCUCCCUAUAUAUACAGCCCGCCCCGGGAGCUAUGCGACGACGCAGCAGCAGCAGCAGCUAGCGCGCUAGAAACCAAAAACAAAGAGCAGCAAUGGCCACGCCCUCCGCCGUCGGCUGCUUCCUCGGCCUCGCCUUCCUCCUGCUCUGCGGCGCCGUCCGUGGCGGCGGCGGCGCGCCCGACGCGGAGGCCGCGCGGCAGCAGGCGGCGGACCGCGUGGGGCGGCUGCCGGGGCAGCCGGCCGUGAAGUUCGCGCAGUACGCCGGGUACGUGACCGUGGACGAGGCGCACGGCCGCGCGCUCUUCUACUGGUUCUUCGAGGCCACCGCCGGCGCCGCCAAGAAGCCGCUCGUGCUCUGGCUCAACGGAGGGCCGGGCUGUUCGUCCAUCGGGUAUGGAGAGGCAGAGGAGCUAGGGCCCUUCUUGGUCCAGAAGGGCAAGCCGGAGCUGAAAUGGAACCCCUACUCGUGGAACAAAGAGGCCAAUCUGAUGUUCUUGGAGUCCCCGGUGGGCGUCGGCUUCUCCUACACCAACACAAGCUCCGACCUGGGCAAGCUUGGUGACAAGAUCACCGCCGCUGACGCCUACGUCUUCCUGCUCAACUGGUUCAAGCGGUUCCCGCAGUACAAGCACCACGAGUUCUACAUCGCAGGCGAGAGCUACGCCGGGCAUUACGUUCCGCAGCUAUCGGAGAAGAUCUUCGACGGCAACAAGCACGGGCCCAAGGAGAACCGCAUCAACUUCAAGGGUCUCAUGGUAGGGAAUGCUCUGAUGGACGACGAGACGGACCAGGCGGGCAUGGUCCAGUACGCGUGGGACCACGCCGUGAUCUCCGACCGGGUGUACUCGGACGUCAAGGCCCACUGCGACUUCGCCAUGGACAACACCACCGCCGCGUGCGAGCAGGCGUUGGAGGACUACUUCGCCGUCUACCGCCUCAUCGACAUGUACAGCCUCUACACGCCCGUCUGCACCGACAGCUCCUCCUCCUCGCCGCUCGCCAAGAGGGUCGGCGUCCACGGCGCCGCCCCCAAGAUCUUCUCCAAAUACCAUGGGUGGUACAUGAGGCCUGCAGGUUACGAUCCCUGCACGACUCAAUACUCCGAGGUCUACUUCAACCGGCCGGACGUCCAGGCGGCGCUGCACGCCAACGUGACCAAGAUGGGCUACAACUGGACGCAUUGCAGCGACGUGAUCGGCAAGUGGAACGACGCCGUCCCCUCCACUCUCCCCAUCAUCCGCAAGCUCGUCGCCGGCGGCAUCAGGGUCUGGGUUUUCAGCGGUGACACUGAUGGGAGGAUCCCCGUGACGGCGACGAGGCUGACUCUGAACAAGCUCGGACUCAAGACCGUCCAGGAGUGGACGCCGUGGUACGACCGGCUGCAGGUGGGUGGGUGGACGAUCACCUACGAGGGCCUCACGUUCGUGACCAUCCGCGGAGCCGGGCACGAGGUCCCUAUGCACGCGCCGAGGCAGGCGCUCAGCCUCUUCACCCACUUUUUGGGUGAUAAGAAGAUGCCUCCCACGGCCUUCUCCUAGAGACGGAACACAUCACCUCACCAGGGGCUUCCUUUUCUUUGUUCUCGGCCAAUGCUAUACUAGAUGUAAUUCGAUUGGAACAAUCGUUAAUAAACAAGAAGUCAUAGUGCUGAUUGGUUUC